Messenger RNA from Alligator mississippiensis (American alligator), 2246 nucleotides. RefSeq names its product cAMP responsive element binding protein 3 like 4 (gene CREB3L4). The coding region runs from base 595 to 1875 and encodes 426 amino acids. The transcript has 10 exons. The record is from RefSeq and is a predicted model, not a curated record. Gene Ontology annotation, cellular component: nucleus. Gene Ontology annotation, biological process: regulation of transcription by RNA polymerase II. Gene Ontology annotation, molecular function: RNA polymerase II cis-regulatory region sequence-specific DNA binding; DNA-binding transcription factor activity, RNA polymerase II-specific. Lineage: Eukaryota; Metazoa; Chordata; Crocodylia; Alligatoridae.
GCCGCCCUCGCCCCGCUUAAAAGGGCAACGCGGCGCUCGGCCCGGUCCGGGCCCUGUGCCAGAGGCAGCGCCGCGCCUUCCCGGCCCGUGCGGACCCGGAUCCCCUGCAGGGUGGCGCCGGGUCCCGUCCGCCCGGCACCGGGACAAGCGGCCCCGCCCCGCACACAACCGCUGCCCGGGCCCGGGGCCAGUUUAAGGCGGGGGUGGGACUCGGCCGCGCGGGUCCAGGAUGCGGAUCCUGGUGUGGGCCGGGCCGGGCCGGGCGGGGCCGGGCUGGGCGCUGCCUGCCCGGGCAGCCGGGCUUCCUGCUCCUGCUCCUGCUCCUGCUCCUGCCCGCAGCGCCGGCCCGGUGCCCCCGCGCCUGCGAGCCCGCCACGGCUCAGGGUGAGACGCGCCGUGCCAAGGGCUGGACACGGGACGCGCCGCCGCCUCCCAGCCCGGGGAAAGCGGGGCGCACUCCGCUUGGGGAGGGUCAACCCCCGGCUGGGCCGAAAGCAGCAUCCCUGCUCCCGGGGACCCAGAGUCACAGCCCUGACGGUCACCGAAGCCGCCCACCCUGCGUCCCAGCCCUGGGAGCGGCUGUGGGGCCAGGCAAUGGAGGCUGGCAGCCCCGCACUCCUGGACAUGCUCUUUGAGCAGGGGGAACUGCAUCCUGGUGCCAAGCUGCCCAGCCCAGCCCCCUUCCCUGCCUUGGACCCAGGUCCCAGGGGCUCCGAGAAAGCACUGGGGGAGUGGGCAGCCAAAGGAGACCAGCUCCCACCCCUGGCAUCCCCUCUACAGGGGCUGAACAAGAGCGAGCCCGAGGACGUGCUGGGGCUGCUCAUCAACCCCAAUGCCAUGUACCACGCGGGCAGUGCCUUGGGCUCCCCGGGCAGCGACAGUAGCAUCUCGGACGAGCCCCCUGCCGGCAGCCCCCCACACGCCAUGGCCCACCAGCCCCAGGGUCCCCCGGCUGCUGUUUACCAAGUGGUCUGUGACAUCGGGGAGCUGAAGAGCGAGCCCCUCCGCACCAGCAUCAUCUCCAUUCAGCUGGAUGACUGGUCUUCCCCAAUGCUGAUCCCCGAUACCUGCGUCGUGGAGGAGCUGCCUCCCAUGCACACAUUGGACUCAGCUGGGCCUGACGCAGUUCCUGGGCUGGGCAGUACCAGGGACAUGCAGGUGCCUGAGGUCCUGCAGCUGCAGUUCCCAGAUCUGCUCCUGACAGAGGAGGAGAGGCGGCUGCUGACACAGGAGGGGGUGUCACUGCCCAGCGGCCUACCCCUCACCAAGGCAGAGGAGCGGAUCCUGAAGAAGGUGAGGAGAAAGAUCCGCAACAAGCAGUCAGCCCAGGACAGCCGGCGGCGGAAGAAGGAGUACAUCGACGGACUGGAGGGCAGGGCGGCCGCCUGCUCAGCCCAGAACCAGGAACUGCGGAAGAAGGUGCAGGAGCUGGAGAGACACAACGGGGCCCUGCUAAGCCAGUUGCAGAAGCUGCAAGCGCUGAUCAAGCAGACGUCCAACAAGGCAGCUCAGACCAGCACCUGCAUCCUGAUCCUGCUCUUCUCCCUGGGACUCAUCGCCUUCCCCAGCUAUAGCCUCUUCCACAGUGGGAGGCAGGCAGGCGAGGCCUACAAGCCCAGGGGAGUGAUCUCCAGGAACAUCCUAGCCCAGGCAGAUCAUUCGGCCCCGGUGGAGGAGGCACCUGAGCCGCCCCGCAGGGAGCAGCCAGCACUGGAGGGGGCAGCUGGGAACCCCGGCCUAGGGCAGGAGGUCUCCAACAUCUCUGACACGGCCCCACCUGCAGACCCCCGGGCUCAGGCCUGGUUGCAGCAGGCAGUCCCUGCAGGGCUGCCCCAGGGGCAGGCAGCCAAGCUGCUUCACGCCAAUGAGAUGUGACGAAGCAGCCAGAGCCCAAGCAGGUCCUGCUGCCUUGCUGCUUGCAGCCAUGGAGAAGCGUCUCCAGCCCAGCCCACAGCCCCCAGUGAUGCCCAGAGCCCCCCAGGAGCAGUAGAGUCCACAGGCCCCAGGGUACAGCACAGCCACAAAGCCAGAGUCCCAUGACCCCGAGCUGUGACGGGCCCUUUCAGAGCAGAUUUCUGCCCAGCAGGACCUGUCAGCUCAGGCUGGGCUGAGCCAGGCCCCAGCAGCACUGAGGGGCGCUGCAGCUGGCCUGGCGGCCCAGCCUCUGGGAAGGUGCUGGGAAGGGCCCUGCUCAGGGGAGAGGGAGGCAGACUCAUUUUUAAUAAAACAUCAUUUGGUUCUUCCUG